AUGGCUAUUGCACAGGCUCCGUUCUUCAGUGAGGUUCCGGAGCAAGCGUUGCGUGGCAUUCUCCCGUCGGAAGAUGUGGACUCAUUUUGGCGAGCGCUGUCCGAGGCCUUUCCCAACCUCAACAGGAGGAGGAGGAAGGCGCUACAUCGUUCCACCAAAUGGGUUGUUCACUUGUUUGCAGGCCCUCAACCCCAUAAAGAGCUUCUCAAGCUGCAGUCGGAUGGAACGGUGGUGGUGGAGUUGGACAUCGCACGUUCCAGCAUCCACAAUCUGUACUCAGAGCCACUUUGGAGGUUGUUGGCGACAGCGGCGAGGGAUGGGCGCAUUGCAGCUGUGAUUGGCGGCCCUCCUUGUCGUACCAUGUCAGUUCUUCGGCACAAGCCUGGAGGUCCAAGGCCAGUGCGGUCCCCUGCUGAGCCGUAUGGUCUGAGCGAUCUUAGUGCUGCCGAGCGUGAGCUCGUAGACAAUGACACGGGCCUGUUUGCACGGAUGUUGUUCUUGCACGCAGCUGCGACAGCCGGGAGGCGUGUCCAUCGUCAAUCGGCGGAACAAUCGUCGCAGGUGGCAUUCUUGCUUGAGCAGCCUCAGCCAGUUGACCGCUAUCUGCCUUCGGGUCACACCUUGGUUGGUGAAGUUCCCUCGUUUUGGCACACGACUCUAUGGCAGGCCUACGCCUCAGAGGCCGGCCUGUUCGAGGUCGACUUUGACCAAGGUGCGUUGGGCCAUGUGACCACGAAGCCAACCACCAUAGGCACGAACCUUCCUGACCUGAGGGGCUUGCACGGCCUCCGGGAGGAGAGUCCUAAGCCAGCGUGGACAGGCGACUCAAAGGACUUAGCCGCGUGGGCGCCGCACUUUGUUAGAGCCAUAGUGCAAGCGCUACAGUGUUGGCCCCGCUACCAGCUAUGCCGCAUGAGUCCCGAGGCGCCGGCACCGGUCGUAGGCAUCAAGGAGUCGCACACCCUGAUGUAUAUUGCCUGUCUGCCGACGUGGCUGGACCUAUCAGGGUCCCCGCAAAAGACCCCGAAGGUUGAUGGGUUCGACGACCCUUCACUCCACCCUGGCGGGGAGGACGAGUUAGCUGAUGUUGUUGUGGAAGGCCCGCCGGAGCCAGAGCACCACCCUGACGGGGAGGACGUACUGCCUGAGGAUUGUUUAGGAUAUUGUCCUACAAGUGACGAGUCCGAUGCUCCACGCGUUGCAGCUGCGAAGGCCAAGGCCAAGGAUAAAGCCCACAAACCCAAGGAAGAGCACCCUUGGGAGCACGCUAAGUGUGACUUUGAAGCUCCGCCCGGUUUAGCUAGGUUGGUGUUUGUUGUUCCGUUACACACGAACAAGAGUGAAGCGGUGCUAGAAGCACUGCAACAAGUGUUCCUGGAACUGCGCUCGUUGAACCUUCCUGUGUUGCGUUUCCACUCGGAUAGAAGUCGGGAGUUCUUUAACAAAAGGACCCGUGCUUGGUUCCAUGAGCAUGGCGUGCGCACCACAACUGGGGAAGGAGACACGCCGCAGCAGAACGGAGCAGCCGAAAACACUAUCCGUUGGCUAAAGGCUAGAGCACGCACGCUUCUGGCACAGGCCGAGGUUGGAACGGAGCACUGGGCUUGUGCAAUGGCCACGGCAGCAUCGCAGCAACGAGCGCAACAGCUAGGCUUCAAGUCUAAGCUUGCCGCGCCGUUUGGGGCGCCGUGUUCCGUGAAGCUCAAGUUUUACGGACCUUCUAGGGGUGACUUAGGGGAUAGGUGGGUAGAGGGCAAGUACAUGGGUUUGUCGCCUUCUGUCAAUGAUGGCCACGUCGUCCUACGCAAUGAUGGAGUGGGGAACGGCUUUCUCCAAACACUCCACGUGCGCUCACGCCUCCACUCGCCAGAAAUGCCCGACCGUGUGUAUGAGGGCGAUGUGAGGGAGCCCGCGCCGCUUGAGCCAGCAAGGCGUGUGCGUGGGAAGUCUGCGCCAGCAGCUGGCGAGCCACCCUUGCCGCCGCCGCCCGUUCCGCCGCCGGAAGGUGAGCGUGCGCCGGAACCUGCCUUACCUCCACGUCGCGUCCGACUCCGUGAGAAGUCAAGCCUCGCAGUUCGUGAGUCCCGGUUGUCACCACUACCUGAGUUGCUGCUUGAAGACUGGGACCUCGAAGAGGCCAUGUGGGUCUUGGUCCAGUUCAGCCGUCUGCAGUCCCUUAAGGCCGGCCUUUACCGACAUGGUGGUGUAGUAGGCACCACAAGCGUUACAAACUCCCACCCUUGGCUCACAGAGCUCAUGGCCGCGACGCUUCUGUCUGCAAGCCCAGAGGCCGAGUUCACAAGUCUUUGGCUCUCUAACACUAACCCCAUGUCCCUGCAUGCAGACCAUAACAACGUAGAAGGGUCUGUUAACGUAGUCCUUCCGCUCAAGCUCCCUCCUGAAGGAGGAGACUUGUGGGUAGAACUGCGAGCAGGAGAUGUGCUCCACGGACCUGUUGAGCAAAGAGUUGACGGUGCAGGAAAGAAGUGGUUGGGCACAACGCACAGCCUGCAGAGAGGCAAGCCCUUCUACCUUGACCCCAAACGCCGUCAUGCAACCACUCCUUUUGAAGGUGAAAGGGUUGUGCUCGUAGCAUACACUGUAAACACCUUAGGGAAAGUCCCAGAGUCUGAGCUUCAAGCCCUGGAGUCCUUAGGCUUUCCGCUCCCUGCCUCAGCGCGCUUACCACUCACGACGCAGCAAGAUGUAAGGCGCCUAGACGUGUUUGACAUGUUCGAGGAGGGCCCCUUAGAGCUCGCAAGUGAAGACAGCUCAAGGGAAGCACAGAAAGUAGACAAGGGCGGGGGUUGGAAGGAGACUCAAAAGGUUGAGGCUGGAACUGUAGAGCUAGAGGUGUCAUGGAACCUCAAGCACACCCCAGACUCUCACACAGCGCAGCGCGAGCAAGCGUUCUGCGCUUUGCAGACCCUGGAGCCACAACCCCCCACACAGGUCGAGGAGGAGCCUUGGCCAGAGCAGCCCGUGCAGUGGGAACUCUCCUUUCCAAACCCACAGACGGGUGAGUGGCUGUGUGCACUCCGGUCUGACGACCUGGACCCGCGUCUUUGCAAGUCCGAGCCAGUGUACACCCCGGACAUUGAGCAGUUGCUAAGCGGUCUAACUGAGCCACUGCAGAUAGUUCACACUGUUGACCCGCGAGAGGCGGAAAAGCACAGUGAGGUGUGGCUCCCGUCAGUCCACAAAGAGAUCGGGGUCAUAGAAAAGGCUGUGCGCCGUUUGCCGCCUGGUGAGGUGCGAAAAGGGAACUGGCUUCACCGCACUGACGUGAGGGUCGUACCGGCAAAGAUGGUUUUCACAGUCAAACCGCCUGAUGUGCAAGCUAUCGCGCCCGGGAACGGGGAGCAUGCAGCUCAGCCAAGCUUGUUUAAACGCAAGGCGAGGCUUGUUGCGUGUGGAAACCAUGCCCCUUCCACUGGCACCGAGAUAUACGCGUCAGGCGCUGCAGCAGAGUCACUUCGUUGUUUGGUGGUCAUUAGCUCUAAGAGGCGUUGGAUGCUGGGGAUUUUAGAUGUCACCUCAGCAUUCCUCCUGACGCCCAUCCCUCAGGGCGAAGGGUUUCCUGUGUUUGCUCUAACACCGCCACGCUACCUUGUGCGACAAGGUCUUGCGCAGGAGGGAGAGCUCUGGAUCCUCACGCACGCCGUCUAUGGCCUCAGGGAGUCACCAAAGCUGUGGUCAGACUUUAGGGAUUCCCAGCUUUUGGCCCUUAGAUGCGUGGUCAACGGAGUUGAGUUGCAGCUACUCAAGGGCAAGUUAGACACGAACUGGUGGCGCAUCGUGCAAGCCAGUGAUGGACAAGUCGUGGGAGGUUUAAUCACCUACGUUGAUGACUUCCUACUUGCUGGCUGUGUUGAAGUCAUCGAGGCCCUCGCCAAGGCCUACGCAGAGGAGCUGCUACGCCUCAACAACGUCAAGCCCACUGCGCUGGGUAAGAUCCCUUGCCCAAGGGACUUAGUGUCCUUCGACACUCUCCUGACGGAUGAGUCCCCCGCCGAGGAGUCAGUUCGCACAGCCCAGAGGCUGACGGGAGAAAUCUUGUGGCUGAGCCAGCGCACGAGACCGGAUCUCGCGUUCACCGCUUGUGUUCUUGCUACGUUGAGCACAAAGGCGCCUGAAAGGGCUGCACGCAUCGCUGAAAGAGCACUCGCCUAUGUGCAGCAAACCAAAGCCUUUGCUCUCACUGCUGACGCAGAUGACACAGGCCUAGUAGCAUACAGUGAUGCCUCUUUUGCGCCAGACGGUAACCGCUCGCACACCGGCUGGGUAGUCUUCUUGCACGGAUCGCCUGUCUGCUGGCGUUCGGCCAGGCAGGCGUUUGUCACACUCAGCACUGCAGAGUCCGAGCUUGUCGCAGGACUUGAUGCUGUCGUUGCGCUGCAAUCUGCAGAGGCCAUGCUGGGUGAGUUUGGGGUCGUUAACUUAGGUAAGACCUUGAGGGUUGACUCACAGUCUGCGCUUGCCAUCGCCAUUGGUCAAGGUUCUUGGCGAACCCGCCACCUGAGGGUGCGCGCCAAUUAUCUCAGGGAGCAGUAUGAGACUGGCGAGAUCAUUCCCGUUUACUGCCCAGGUGUAGAGCAAGCCGCUGACCUUCUCACCAAGGCACUCCCAUCUGCAAGGAUCAGUGAGCUCUUAGCGAUAUGGGGCUUGCUUGAGUACAGCGCACAGUCCACUCCACAGGUGAGGUACCAAGCCCUCAUCUCGUGGCCGCCACAGCGCAGUGCUGGCGUCGAACGGGAAGAUGUGGAUCCAUGGAGGGGAGGCGUGCUGAGCGACCUUUGGUACCUGCAGACUGAGGACACAUCGCCAACUUGGACGGAAGUCUCUGCCUCCAACGCGUUGAACCGCAAGGCUUGGGAAGCAGCCAUCCGGGAGUGA
Messenger RNA from Symbiodinium natans, 4896 nucleotides. Lineage: Eukaryota; Dinophyceae; Suessiales; Symbiodiniaceae. The record is from the annotation of a GenBank genome assembly.